CUACCGCUUGUGAUUUCGCCUGUAUCUUUUACUUCGGUCUUUUUACUGUUAAGCUAGCAAGUUUAUAGUUAGCCGAUGGUAGCUUCUUAUCUUCCCAUUUUUGCAUUUGCUAAUACAACUAUUCAGCUAUGAACUUCGCUUUUGUCUUACGUUCAUCGGCCACAGGACUUCGUUGAACAGCAACUUUUGGAGAACACCGGACUAUUAUGUACUGGGCAACAUCGUAAGCCUAACAGGUUAACAGGUUUAGCUACCGUUAGCCAUGGCCCUGUCCUGUGUGACAUGACAACUUUCCCGACCUGCUGAUGGUCCGUGUGUCAUCUCAGUGAUCCUGUCAUAUUCCUGCCUGGUGGACCAUCUUAACAACACAGCAUGGAUGAGGAGUCUGUCGACCAAGCGGCCAGCCUGUCUCCUCUUCCCUACAAUGCUGGAGCUGACUGUAACCAUGGUGACCAGAGCUCACUGUUGAGCCAGCAGAAAAUGGUGUUGGAAAACCACGAUUAUCUCCAUCACUGUGAAACACUGGCCUCAAAGGUUUCAGCGGAAGAGAGAGGAGUGUGGUGUGAGUCUGAUGUCUCUGUAGUACAACAGAACAACCUCUACAACACAACAUCAUCCACUAAGAAGUCCUUCCCCUGCUCUGUGUGUGGACGACUCUUCACUACAAAACAGUCCCGGGACCGACACAUGAAGACCCACACGGGAGAGAAGCCGUUCCACUGCACCGUGUGUGGGAAGAGCUUCUCUCAGCAGUCCUCCUUUAGGAUACACCAGAGGAGCCACACGGGGGAGAAGCCCUACCGCUGCCUUGCACCUGACUGUGGGAAGAGCUUCUACCAAUCAGGAGCCUUGUUGAGACACGGAAGGGGUCACGCUGAGGGGUCGACUAGACUAAGAGCUGCUGGAGAUGUGCUGCCACACCAACAGGAGCUGCUUGUCCAACAGGACGAUACCAGUAACAAGAAUUCUAAACUUCAGGCUGUAGUGGAUGUGCUGCCAGAACAACAGGAGGUCCGUCUGGCUCAAGGAGACAGUCCUGCUCCUCCUCCCAGCUCCGUCGCCUCUCUACCUGUCCGACACCGGCAGAACCACAACAACACUUGCCACAGCAACACCUGUCAGAAGUGCGGAGAGCAGUUCCCUACCUUCUACAAGCUGCGUGUCCACCUGACCACCCACAGGGGAGAGAAGCCCUUCUCCUGUCCAGACUGUGGUCAACGCUUCUCAGCCCGGGGGUACAUGGAGUCACACCAGAGGGUACACAUCAAGGAGAGACCACACCCCUGCCCCGACUGUGGUAAAAGGUUCCUCUCCCUGGGAGACCUGAAGAGACACCAGCAGAGCUUCUCCGAGGAGAGACCGUACAGCUGCUCCGAGUGCAGGAAGAGUUUCACCCAGCCGGGGUUCCUAAGGGCACACCAGAGGACACACACCGGGGUAAAAGGUUACCGCUGCCCCUACUGUCACAAGGACUUCUUCACUGCCUCCAGUCUGAGGAGACACAGGAAGCAGGUGCAUGCGGAAGAGACCGUCACGCUGCCCCCUAGUGGUGGACUCCAGCUGUCACAUGCUGGAGAGAGCCUGGGUCAAGCUGAAGCUGGUGUACCAGGACUGAAGGUCAUAGUGAAGGAGGAGGAGGAUCCUGCUUUUGGAAACAGUUCCAACAACCACCACUCUGAGACUACUGAGGAGAGUCUCCCUGCAGCCGUAGAGCAUAAACAGCAACACCAUAAACAGCAUCACAGCUGUCACAGAAGAGCCCACCCCUGCCCUGUGUGUGGAAAGGAGUUUCCCAUUGCAUACAAGCUACAAGUCCAUAUGAGAAUCCACACUGGAGAGAAGCCUUACUCCUGCUCUGUGUGUGGGAAGAGCUUCGCCCAGAAGGGGAGCCUGACGCUCCACCAGAUCGUUCACACCGGAGAGAAACCUUACUCCUGCCCCGACUGCGGGAACACCUUCUCCCAGAUGAUCAGCCUGAAGAGACACCAACUGCUGCACACGGGAGAGAGACCGUACCGCUGCUCCGAGUGUGGGAGAAGCUACACCCAGCAGAGAAACCUGAGGGCCCACCAGCUGAAGCACACAGCAGAGAGACUUCACCGCUGCUCUGUGUGUGGGAAGAGCUUCUUCACACCCUCAGGACUCAGGGAUCACCAGAGGUCUCACACAGGAGAGAAACCAUUCCUCUGCUCUGUGUGUGGGAAGAGCUUCUCACGGCCUGGUCUCCUGAGAGAACACCAGCAGACUCACACAGGAGAUGGUGGACAGGUGGAGCGAAACCGCAGCAAGGACCCUGGUGACCGAUCGAGCCCCAAACCCAAAGAGUCCCUUGGUAAAAUUCUGGGACUGAAAAAGGGGACGGAGGCGAGAGAAGAGGAUGAGGAACUUGGUGGUUUGAUUAAUUCCGACGGAGAGGAAAUUGGUCACGAUUCUCUUUCUAGAAAAAGCCCUGUCCCAGUCUUUGUUAGCGGUGAGAUUCCCUCGACAUCAGCAGAACCUGAACAACACCAACAAAUCCAGGAGAAACGAUGCAGAACCAAGAAGCCUCACCUCUGCUCGGUGUGUGGAAAGGAGUUCCCUAAACCAUCGAAGCUAGUUGCACAUCUCCGCACACACAGUGGAGAGAAACCCUUCCGCUGCUCCGUGUGCGGUAGAGGUUUCUCCACAGGGGGUAUCACCCUACAGAGACACCUUCUGACACACACAGGGGAGAAACCUUACCACUGCUCUGUCUGUGGGAAGAGGUUCAUCCAGCGAGGGAAUCUGUUAAAACACCAGAAGGUACACACCGGAGAGAAACCUUACUCCUGCUCCGUGUGUGGACGGAGUUUCCCUCGAUUUGAGCGUCUGAAGGACCACCAGCGGACACAUACAGGAGAGAAACCUCAAUCUUGCGAUGUCUGUGGGAUGAGGUUCUCCUACGCGUCCUCCCUCAAGGUCCAUCGAAGAAUGCACACCGGGGAGAGACCUUACCAGUGCUCUGUCUGUGGGGAGAGCUUCAACUCAACAGCAAACCUGAGGAAACACAGACAGUCCCACACUGGAGAUAAUGGGUCUGCUACCAUGAAGAGGGGUCGGCUCCUGAGGUCGUCCCACACUGGAGAGGGGUCUGCUGCUGUUACUGGAGGAUUUCAGACUGCUGGAGGUGACGCUCAGGGAACCGUCGUCAAAGAUAAACGCUCUCUUGGUCCUGACCAAGGCCACGGUGAAGGCUGCUGUCAAACAUCUACCUUAUAUAUCCAUAGUAAAGAAGAGGAGGAGGAGGAGGAAGUGGGUGGUUUGAUCAAUUCCGAAGGAGAAGAAGUUAAUUGGGAUUACCUCAGUCCUGGAUCUACAGCAUUGCAGGGCCCGAAGUCAGUUUCUGAAAAGUUUGAGAACCAAGUUGAAGAUGAAGAAGAUGGUGAUGAUGUGGAAGAAGAGAAAAUUGGUGGUCUGAUCAAUUCAGACGGAGAAGAAAUUGGUUGGGAUCGUCAUCGUAUCAGACAGAGUGUCAGCCGUCCUUCUGACAGCGAGGAGAGUCCCUCCGCAUCAGGAGAACCUGAACAACACCAGGAGAAUCACAACAACACCAAGACCAAGUCUCACCACUGCUUUAGAUGUGGGAAAGACUUUGCCAACAUCUCUAACCUACGGCGACACCAGAAGAGACACUCAGAAGAGAAUUCCGAACACAGAUCCGACAGCGAAGCCAGGAAGUCCCACUGCUGCCCAGAAUGUGGAAGAGACUGUAAGAAGCUAUCAGCUCUACAUAAACACAUGAAGAUCCACACAGGAGAGAAGCCGUACCCUUGCUCCGUGUGUGGGAAACAGUUCCGUGAAAGAACAGCCCUCCGAGACCACCAGAAAGUGCACACGAGAGAAAAACCUUACCCUUGCCCCGACUGUGGGAAGAGGUUCGCUCACUCAGGAGCUAUGAAGAGACACCUGCUGACGCACACCGGAGAAAAACCUUACUCCUGCUCUGUGUGUGGGAGGAGCUACACCCAGAUAGGGCGACUGAGAGAACACGAGCGAACACACAGCGAGGAGAAACACGACUGUUCCAUCUGUUGGAGGAGCUUCUCCAAAGCUACGGCCCUCGUCGCUCACUUCAGGACCCACACUGGAGAGAGACCCUACAGCUGUGAGGAGUGUGGGAAGAGCUACGUACGAACCCAGAACCUCCGAGCCCAUCAGAGGAAAAGUCACAACAGCUCAGUACCAAACCCUGGGACUGGGACAGGGGAAGACCUGGCUGCAGGGGUGAAGAGUGAAGAGGAUUCUGUUAGUAUCAGUGAUGAAGAGGAGAAGGAGUUGAUGCUGGCAGGGUGGAGGAAAACGACGACUAGCCUUACACAUUAGGACAGAUUCCUCUUUGUGCUGACCAUCUCUAGACACCGAAUGAAUACAAUGGACCAAAACAAGGACCAGCCAACCACAUAGGAUUUUCUGCAUCCAAAAUGAUACUCUAUUCCCUAAAUACCAGGUCCUGGUCAAAACUAGUGCACUACAUAGGGAAUAGGGUGUCAUUUGGGAUGCAGAUAGUCUUUGUGGUGAUGAUCUGUAGACAUUGCUGCAGGGACUUGCUAACCAAUAGAAUGGACUGUAGUUCUAAAUUCCACCAGAGGAGAGCAGCAAAGUCGGACGAAAAUUAUUAGUGUUGAGAAAUUGAGUUUGAUCUAAAACAUACACUACAUGACUAAAAGUAUGUGGACACCUGCUCAUCUAACAUCUCAUUCCAAAAUCAUUGGCAUUAAUAUGGAGUUGGUCCCUUCUUUGCUGCUAUA
Salvelinus namaycush (lake trout) is the source of this 4766-nucleotide messenger RNA. RefSeq names its product zinc finger protein 585A-like. NCBI's taxonomy places the organism in Eukaryota, Metazoa, Chordata, Actinopteri, Salmoniformes, Salmonidae. The record is from RefSeq and is a predicted model, not a curated record. The transcript has 18 exons. Bases 373 to 4341 code for a protein of 1322 amino acids.